AUGACUAGCUCAGAGAUCCCAGUUUUAAAGAUUUUACUGCUUCCUUUGGAGGUCUUAGACUUGGUGUUUACGUAUAUUCCAACUGUCAAUUUAUUGUCAUACGAUAUUCCAAUACUAAGCACGGUUUUGGAAAAUGCCUUGAAAGAGCGAGGCAUUACCUGUUGGAUUGAUAUACAACCCUUAGGUUUACUCAGAUCAGACAUGUACGAUACGGUUGACCUUUGGAGGAGGGAGCCAAUUGGAGACGAAACAAUGUUGAAAUCGGAAUUCGAUUUUGACAUUAAUUGUGGAAGUCACAUGUAUUUCGGUCAACCAGACGGUAUAGAGCGGUUUGCAAAUUUCAUGACAAAGCAUCCAAAUGUAAAGCCCGAAUUAGUUAUUGUCGGGGUUCGAAUGAUGGAGCAGUUGCACGCUGAAUGUCCUUCAUGCCUUCGCAAUGUCCGAGACGUAUCGCUCUGGGAAGGUAAUCACGACGACGAGGCAACCUUUUUAGAGAUAGUUUCUCGUUUUCCUUAUCCCAUAGAUAGUCUUGUUCCAUUUGAUAGGCUUGGUGAUUUUAGUCUACCGGCAUCAGUUCGACUGCUACAUAUAAAUCAUUUUCCAGAAUUCGACAGUCCUUUAGUAUCCGAUUUGAGAGAAAGUGACCUAAUGUCACUUGAGAUUGACUCGCUAGUUGAUGCUGAUGAUCUUAGGUAUCUACCAAAGGGAUUGAAGAAGCUAGAGAUUCUUUUGGAGUUGGAUUCGCCAAGUUGCACUCCAGACUUACCUCUGACACUAGAAUGUCUCAAAAUUCGGUGUAGGAAUUCUGCUGAACUCACAGAACUUAAUCUUUCAAAUCUUAAAAAAUUGAAGCAAUUGCUGCUAACAAAAUUCGACGUACUAAAACUAGCGUCAUUGAGCGCUUCUAAGGAGAUAGAAAAAUUGGAUAUCUCUAGUGAUAGAUUAGUAUCUUUGGAAAGUAUAGAGAGAUAUACCAUGCUCAAAGAUCUUCUGCUAUUAUUUUUCGGUAUAGGAGAUCAAUCAAUCUUGGAUUCGUCCUUGCCCGUUUCUUUGCAAGUGCUCUCCGUUAAUUGGUGGUACACUGACCAGGAACUAGUUUCUAAUCUGAACCCGGAGAAAUCGACAGUUAAUCUACCCUCAAACCUCAAAAGACUUAAUAUUUCAGCAGAUUCGCCCUUGGUUUGUGAAAAGGAAUGGGGAUUCCCAGCUUCAUUAAGAAUACUUUCAUUAGAUGUCCCGAUUUUACCAAAGGGGUUUCAAAUUCCACCUAACUUGAUAACGCUAAGUAUUCAGGGUUGUGAUCUAGGUUGUUUGCCUCUUCCCUUACCUAAACUGUUGAUUCGACUACGUACGUCAGUGCCUCCACCAAACAAAUCAUACCUAAAACACUCGAAGAAUCUAACCUAUCUUCGAUUUGACUUUACGGGAACGGGGAAAGGGAAGAAGAACGAUAUAUAUGCCUUUGCCUGGGAGUUGCCUUCUAGUUUAAGAAAAUUAAAAGUUCAUCAGAGUUGGAUUACGGAUUUAAAAUUAAAUUCGCCAAAGCUAAAAGCUGUUGAGUUGAAUUUAGGAACCACUAGUGAUUUGAAAGAAUUCAAACUACCUAAUACGGUGGAAGGCUUGAGAUUACUUGGACCAUCACCCCAUGGUCAUUCUAAAUUGCCCGUUUCGGAACAAGUCAUACUUCCUACACAUUUGAAGAGUCUUCAUAUUAAGUUCCAUUCUUUGUAUCCUAAUUCACUUCCAGAUUUACGUUUGAAUACUUUUAAAGAUUUAUGGUAUCUUAAUCUACAUGGCUGCAAAAUCAGUAAAUUAGAAAAUGGAACAUUCCCCAACUCCAUAGAGGUCUUGAACCUUCUGAAUAAUCCUUUGGAAGAAAUAUAUCCCUACGUAUUCAAGAACCUUCCCAAUCUACGCUUCCUUUUCCUAAGAACUUGCUGGCUAGGUCGAUUAGCUUUAGAACAUCCUUUGGAGUUCUCAAGUUCUUUGAAGUACCUAAAUCUUGUGGAUAACGAACUUGAAGAUAUUGACAGAUUCAACAUCCCCCCAGAUAAUCUGCUCAUGAAGAUAGAACUCACCUUCAAUAAUUUUCCCGACAAAGAAGCCAUUUUACAAGCAUUAAGAACACAAGUGGGCCACGAAGUCUCCAUCGUAAUCAACGAAGUGGAUUAUGUGAAUACCGAAAGAAGUGGAAAUCAGUGA
Hemisphaericaspora subhashii is the source of this 2202-nucleotide messenger RNA. RefSeq lists its product as uncharacterized. The transcript has a single exon. The coding region runs from base 1 to 2202 and encodes 733 amino acids. Lineage: Eukaryota; Fungi; Ascomycota; Pichiomycetes; Serinales; Debaryomycetaceae. The record is from RefSeq and is a predicted model, not a curated record. Gene Ontology annotation, molecular function: protein binding.